AAUGGAGGAACAAGAAAUACCUCUGUCAAAUGAUGAAUUCAAAUCGUUAAAAACCGAUCCUGAAUCUUUACAUUCUUACGUCUAUAAAGAAAUUGAGAUAAUUAUGAAUAAUAAGUCCAAAUAUACCGGUUGGGUUUAUACAAUAGAUCCAGAAUCAUUUACUAUUGUUCUAGUGAAUUUUGAAGAUAAUUCAAUUGAGCUAAUUACAAGUCAUUCUAUUCAGGGAAUACGAAUUAUAAAUAAUGAUUCCAGUGUAAAAAAACAAGAACUCGAUGACUUAGUAAAAAAGAAAUUCGGCAGUGAAAAGGAAAGGAAACAAUCUAGAAAUAUUGAAGAUGUGAUCAAAUACUUUAAUCAAUUACGUAUACCGGUCGAAAGACAAGGAAAUAUAUUACUAGUUGCUGGAAUAGUAAAUGUGACGUCACCGUUUACUGAAAAUGACUGCGUUAGUACAAAUCCUAUGGCUUUGGCUAAUAUUCAAAAAUUCUUAAGUAACUUUGAAUAA
Dimorphilus gyrociliatus is the source of this 505-nucleotide messenger RNA. The record is from the annotation of a GenBank genome assembly. Lineage: Eukaryota; Metazoa; Annelida; Polychaeta; Dinophilidae.